Menidia menidia (Atlantic silverside) is the source of this 2662-nucleotide messenger RNA. The record is from the annotation of a GenBank genome assembly. NCBI's taxonomy places the organism in Eukaryota, Metazoa, Chordata, Actinopteri, Atheriniformes, Atherinopsidae.
GGAGCCGGAGUCCACUCAGCCUCACAGCCGCUGGCAGGAAGUCCAACAGAUAGCAGGCCAUGCCGUUGAGGAAGUGGUGAUUGAAACCUUCGGACCCUCUUCUCUUUCAUCUGAAGACCCAACAAAACUUGCACAACCAACAAAAAGUUACAGAAUGUUCUCCAUUUACCACCUGUGGAUAUUCAACUUCAGUCUGGACUGCUUUUGGCCUUGUGUGAAUCCUGCAGUGGCACUUUUCUGCUUGCACUGAAUAUUUUUGUUCUUCCUUUUGAAUUUAUUUUUCACCAGCACAAGUGGAUUCUCAAAUCUUAAACACCCCUUUGGAUCCCAGUUUUGGAUACAAUCAACUCCUUUAUGGAUUUAAAGAUAGAAUAGAGUCUAACAGGGGAAGCAGUUUGACUCCCCCCUCCCAGGUCCUGCCUCACUCAUUCAGUCCCCCCUGCAUCUGAAAUGGAUGAAAGGAUUAAAAACUGUCCCAACUCCUCAGCUUGGAUUUUUUUUUAUUUGGGCCCUUUUCUACCACCAUUUCAUUUAGUAAAGGUUGGAGUCUUCAAGUAAAACAUGGGCAAAGGAACAUGGCAGUAACUUUUUUUUGGUGGCUCAUGUAUGAAAUCAUGGAGAUAUCCAUCACCUGAUGGAACGACCCGAGUUGUUUUCUUUCAGUAGCGUUUGGGGAUAGUUUUGCUUGUUACUCUGAUUUUUGUUUCCUAUUACAAGAAAACUACACCCUCUUUUGUGUUCUACUGGCCUUUGCGUAGGCCUGCAUGUUCAAACAUAAGGAUGGGGAGGCUUAUGUGAAAUUUCUUAAGCCUGAAGCGCUGAAAGGAAUUAUUCCCCUAACAUCAGAGGCCAGCUGAAAACAAGCGGCAACACAGGAGUGCCGCCUCCGGCGAUGGCAGCUGAGCACGGGGAGCUGCUGGCUGAAAUGGCCACCAUCGGGCGCCUGGGGGCCACCGAACGCCUCAAGCACGCCCAAAAGCGCCGUGCUCAGCAGUUAAAGGCGUGGGCACAGAUGGAAAAGGACGCGGCUCGAGGCUCCAGGGCCAAAGCGGACAAGAAGAAGACCCGCACCCACCGAGUGACUUUCCCCAGCUCCAUCACUCUGCUGGACGCAACUGCCCGCAACGACGUGCAGGAGGUGAGGGAUCUGCUGAACAGCGGUGUGAGUCCAGAUCUGAUCAACGAGGACGGACUGACGGCCCUGCAUCAGUGCUGCAUUGAUGAUUUUGUGGAGGUAGUGCAGUGCCUGCUGGAUGCGGGUGCCAGCGUGAACGCCUGCGACAGCGAGCUGUGGACCCCUCUGCACGCCGCUGCCACCUGUGGCCACACCGGGCUGGUGCAGCUGCUCAUCCAAUGUGGAGCCGACUUGCUGGCGGUAAAUGCGGAUGGCAACAUGCCUUAUGACCUCUGUGAGGACGAAGCCACCCUGGAGCUCUUAGAGAUGGUCAUGGCUGAACAGGGGAUAACUCAGGACCGCAUAGAUGAAUGCAGAGGAGCUAAAGAGGUGACCAUGUUGGCUGACAUUAAGGCUCUGGUUCAGAGCGGAGCCGACUUAAAUGCACAAGACAAUAAUGGAGCUACACUGCUCCACAUCGCGUCUGCCAACGGCUAUAUGUCUGUAGCAGAGCUGCUGCUUGAGAACAGGGCUCAGAUGGAGGUGAAGGACUCGGAUGGGUGGACGCCGCUGCACGCUGCCGCCUGCUGGGGGCAGAUCCAAAUUGUGGAGCUGCUAAUGGCCCAUGGAGCCAGCUUGAACACCAAGUCUGUGCUGGAGGAGACGCCUUUAGAUGUUUGCAUGGACGAAGAAGUCCGAGCCAAACUGAUGGACUUGAAACACAAACACGACGCCAUCAUGAAAAGUCAGGAAAGACAGAAGGGCACCCUGCAGAGACGAGUGUCCAGCACAGGAAGCAGAGGCAAGGUGGUGCGACGCGUCAGCGUCAACGAGCGCUCCAGCCUGUACCGGCGCGAGCACCACAAAGAGGCCAUGGUGUGGCAGGAACGCGGCCGCCAGCCGGAGCCUCAGGACGAGGACGAGGACCGGCAGACCGACAACGAGCUGCACCAGCAGGCCUCCAUGGUUGCCGGCGGAGCAGCGACGUCUCGCUUAGAGGAGCUCCAGGCGGCAGACCGGAAGAUCGCCCCCAGCCUGGGGAACGGGGAGACCUCCGUCUCCCUGGCGUCCUUGGUGCCCGGAGAGCUGUGGAGCGGGGGGGGCCGCAUGGAGCGCAGCGCCUCCUACGAGCUCAGCUCUGCGUCCGGAGCCGGCGCUGCCCAGGGGGAGGCCGCCGACAGCAUGUCUCGGGAGAAGUCGCACCACACGCUGGCCGACCUGAAACGGCAGCGGGCGGCCGCCAAGCUGAAUAAGUACCCGGCGCCGGCCCCCCCUCUGCCCCCUCCCGUGGAGGAGGAGACGGCGGCCGAGGUGGCCAGCUCUCAGGCCGAAAACCAAACCACCACCCCCACGGAGCAGACCGUGUCCCCCAGCCAGGUGUACUUCACCCCAGCCAGCGGAGAUCCUCCACUACUGAAACUCAGAGCCCCCGAGGAGGAUCAGUCCAACAAGAUUCUUCUCAGCCAUCAGGAGCGAAUUGAGGGAAGAAAAUUCGACCAACCGCCAGCAGUGAAGAGCGAAGGCGUGGCGGCCCGGCCGGGAAUAUGA